Messenger RNA from Ceratitis capitata (Mediterranean fruit fly), 3949 nucleotides. RefSeq names its product structural maintenance of chromosomes protein 3 (gene SMC3). The transcript has 6 exons. The coding region runs from base 220 to 3822 and encodes 1200 amino acids. Gene Ontology annotation, molecular function: protein binding; cohesin loader activity; ATP binding. The record is from RefSeq and is a predicted model, not a curated record. Gene Ontology annotation, biological process: mitotic sister chromatid cohesion. Gene Ontology annotation, cellular component: chromosome. Lineage: Eukaryota; Metazoa; Arthropoda; Insecta; Diptera; Tephritidae.
CGAUUAUUAUAAUUAAUUACAAAUUGUUUGUUUUUGGGUUCGGUAUUCCGUGAAUGAAUAUUUCGUGAAUUGAGCGCAAAAUUUAUAAACUUGUUCCGUAAGACAAGUUCUUAAAAUCUUACUCUUUAGUGCAAAAAUAUUGGGGUUCUAGUUUAAUUUUUUACCUUAUUUAUGGCGGUAUAUUGUGGUUACAAACUUUGAAGUGCACAAAAAUUCGCAAUGCAUAUUAAACAAAUUAUUAUACAAGGAUUCAAAAGCUAUAAAGAUCAGACUAUUGUUGAACCCUUCGAUAAAAGACAUAACGUUGUUGUGGGACGAAAUGGGUCGGGAAAAAGCAAUUUCUUUUAUGCUAUACAAUUUGUGCUUAGCGACGAGUUUACACAUCUUCGGCCGGAGCAGAGGCAGGCGCUCUUACACGAAGGAACCGGAGCUAGAGUUAUUUCUGCCUACGUUGAGAUAAUUUUCGAUAAUAGCGAUAACCGUGUACCAAUUGACAAGGAAGAAAUUUAUCUACGAAGAGUGAUUGGUUCUAAAAAAGACCAAUAUUUUUUAAAUAAAAAAGUUGUUCCGAGAACGGAAGUUGUAAAUUUGCUCGAAUCUGCUGGAUUUUCAAAUUCCAAUCCUUACUAUAUAGUGAAACAAGGAAAGAUUAAUCAAAUGGCUACAGCUGCUGAUUCAUACAGAUUAAAGUUAUUGCGUGAAGUAGCUGGCACUCGAGUGUAUGACGAACGGAAAGAGGAAUCUCUAAAUAUAUUACGGGAAACAGAGGGAAAACUUGAAAAAAUUUCUGAGUACCUAAGAACAAUUGAAGAUAGAUUAAAAACUUUAGAAGAAGAAAAGGAAGAGCUAAAGGAAUAUCAAAAAUGGGAUAAAGCAAGAAGAAUGCUAGAGUAUAUAAUACACGAAACUGAAUUAAAAGAGACUAAAAAAGCUCUUGACGAUCUGAAUGAGCAGAAGAAAUCAUCUGUAGAUAAGAAAAAAGUGUAUAAUAUAGAAAUCCAAAAAGCACAAGAACACAUAAAAGAUAUACAGAAACGUUUAAAGGAUGCUAAGAAGGAUGUUGUAUCAACAAAAGAGGAAAGGUCAGUAUUGCUGACGGAACAACAACAAUUGUUGCGUGAAAAAACAAAGCUUGAUUUAAUUAUAAUCGAUCUUAAUGAUGAAGUACAGGGGGACAAUAAAUCGAAAGAAAGGGCUGAUUUAGAGUUAAAAAAAUUAAAAGUAACCAUAGCAGAGAAAGAGAGGGAGUUAGAUGAUGUAAAACCUAAAUACGAAGCAAUGAAGCGUAAAGAAGAAGAGUGCUCUCGAGAACUUGCUCUAAAAGAGCAAAAAAGAAAUGAGUUGUAUGCGAAACAGGGUCGAGGAUCACAAUUCUCUUCACGAGAGGAGAGGGAUAAAUGGAUACUAAAUGAAUUAAAAUCUUUAAGUAAACAAAUAAGAGACAAAAUAAAUCACAACACAAAAUUAGUGGAAGACUUAAAGAAAGAUAGCAACGCUGAAGCAGACUUAAAUAGAAAAAUUGAAGAACACUCUAACGAACUUGAACAAUUAAGACUUCAAAUUGACGAGCAUAACAAAAAAUACUACGAGUUAAAGAAAACUAAAGAUCAAUAUCAAGCAAUGAGAAAUGAGUUAUGGCGCAAAGAAACUCAAAUGACACAGCAACUGCAGACACAUAAGGAAGAACUUUCCAAGACAGACCAAGCAUUAAGAAGUAUGGCUGGUAAGCCGAUACUAAAUGGACGUGACUCCGUUCGGAAAGUAUUGGAUAAUUUUUUUGAACGCGGCCCACCUUUUGCUGAAAUAGCCAAGUCUUAUUAUGGUCCGGUUAUUGAAAACUUUAGUUGUGACAAAACGAUAUACACUGCGGUUGAAGUUACAGCUGGAAAUAGGUUAUUCCACCAUAUCGUUGAAUCUGACAAGGUUGGCACCCAAAUUUUAAAAGAAAUGAAUAAACUUAAGUUGCCGGGAGAAGUUACAUUUAUGCCACUUAAUCGUUUGCAAGUAAAAGUACAUGAUUAUCCCGAUGAUCCAGAUUCCAUUCCAAUGCUCUCAAAACUUAAAUACGAUGAGCAACAUGAUAAAGCGCUGAGAUAUAUUUUUGGAAAAACUUUAAUAUGCAGAAAUUUAGAAAGAGCCACAGAAUUGGCUAAAAGCACAGGUUUAGAUUGUGUCACUUUAGAUGGCGAUCAAGUGUCAUCAAAAGGUUCCCUAACCGGAGGUUAUUUUAAUACGUCAAGAUCGCGUCUGGAAAUACAAAAAAAGCGAUCCGAAUACACACAACAAAUACGCGACUUUGAAAAGGAGCUAAGUAAACUAAGGAAUGAAAUUAAACAAACUGAGAAUAGUAUAAAUUCAGUUGUUUCGGAAAUGCAGAAAACGGAAACAAAACAAGGAAAAACCAAAGACAUUUUUGAAAAACUUCAAGGUGAAAUUCGUUUAAUGAAAGAAGAAUUACUGAGAAUAGAGAAAUAUAGAUCAACCAGAGAAAGAUCUGCUUCACAAUGUAAAGCAAGCUUGGAAGCCAUGAAUAGUACAAAGGCUGGUUUGGAAGCUGAGCUAAACCAAGAACUUUUAUCUAGUUUGUCGGUACAGGAUCAACGAGAAAUAGAUCAGCUUAACGAUGAUAUACGCAAAUUGAAUCAAGAGAAUAAGGAGGCAUUUACUCAAAGAAUGCAAUUGGAAGUUGUAAAAAAUAAACUUGACAAUCUUUUAACCAAUAAUCUCUUUCGGAGGCGAGAUGAAUUAAUUACGGCUCUUCAAGAAAUAUCGGUAGAAGAUCGAAAACGCAAACUAUUGAAUUGUAAAAACGAUUUAAUAUCAGCGGAAAAAAGGAUUAAAAAAGUCAACCUGGAUUUAGAGGACAUCGAAAGACGGGUUCAACAAGCGGUUCAUCUUCAAAAGACUUUACAACAUGAACUUGAAAAUUGGAUGAGAAAAGAAAAAGAUGCUGAAGAAAAAAUUAACGAAGAUUCGAAAAAAAUGGAGAAAUGGACUUCGAAAGAAAUUUUACUUAAUCAAAAACUGGAUGAAUGUGCAGAAAAAAUUGCCAGCCUGGGUGCCCUGCCUCAAGUUGAUGGAGUUUACAGCAAAAUGUCGUUAAAAUCCCUAUUUAAAGAACUUGAAAAGGCAAACCAACAUCUUAAAAAAUAUAAUCACGUAAACAAAAAAGCCCUCGAUCAGUUUCUUAGUUUUUCCGAACAAAAAGAAAAAUUAUAUAAACGAAAAGAUGAAUUAGAUGUCGGAGAUCAAAAGAUUCGAGAAUUGAUGAAUACGCUUGAAAUGCAAAAAGUGGAAGCAAUACAAUUUACAUUUAAGCAAGUCGCCCAAAACUUUACAAAAGUGUUUAAGAAGCUGGUGCCACAAGGCGCCGGUUAUCUUAUACUCAAGACCAAGGACAAUGAAGAUGAAAAAGAUGACAAAGAAGUGGCGAAUUCGGAUGCAUUUACUGGAAUAGGUAUUCGAGUUUCUUUCACAGGUGUGGACGCAGAAAUGAGAGAAAUGAAUCAAUUAUCUGGUGGUCAGAAAUCAUUGGUGGCUCUGGCGCUAAUUUUUGCAAUACAAAAAUGUGAUCCAGCCCCUUUUUACUUAUUUGAUGAGAUAGAUCAGGCACUCGAUGCUCAACAUAGAAAAGCCGUUGCUGAUAUGAUACACGAGCUUAGUGACCAGGCUCAGUUUAUAACAACUACAUUCAGACCAGAGCUACUGGAAAAUGCGCAUAAGUUUUACGGGGUUCGUUUCAGAAAUAAAGUCAGCCACAUAGAUUGUGUUACAAAAGAACAAGCAAAGGAUUUUGUCGAAGAUGAUAAUACACAUGCUUAGGCAUAAUAAAAUCGUAUAUAUUUAUAAAAAAGGAUAUUAAGAAUUAUACGGAUCUGUAAAGAAAAUCAGAAUAGUUCUGAUUUCACAUUAAUAUGUUAAUAAAAUUAAUGAAAAUAUUAUUUUUUAA